This is a messenger RNA of Python bivittatus (Burmese python), 1181 nucleotides long. It is a transcript of the gene HAPLN4, whose product is annotated as hyaluronan and proteoglycan link protein 4. Gene Ontology annotation, cellular component: perineuronal net; synapse. Gene Ontology annotation, biological process: cell adhesion; glial cell differentiation; skeletal system development. Gene Ontology annotation, molecular function: hyaluronic acid binding. The record is from RefSeq and is a predicted model, not a curated record. Lineage: Eukaryota; Metazoa; Chordata; Lepidosauria; Squamata; Pythonidae.
UAGGCUCGCCAUUACUGGUCUAUGGUGCUCUAUUUACACUCCUUUUGUCUCUCUGCUAGAUGCUUCCAGGACGAUAUUUGCUCUCCUGUCUUUUCCAUCUCCUCGUGCUUUCCUGCCAGCCUGCACUGGCCCAGAAAGAACGGAAGAAAGUGGUGCAUGUCUCUGAGGAUGACAGUGGUGCUGUUGUGGUUCAGACAGCACCUGGGAAGGUGGUCACCCACCGUGGGGGCACCAUCAUCUUGCCUUGUCGCUUCCACUACGAUGUGUCGGCCCAUGACCCCGAUGAGAUCCGCUUGAAGUGGACCAAGAUGGUAGAGCCCAUGUCAUUUGGGGAUGUCUUUGUGGCAAUGGGGAAGGAGCGCAGAGCCUUUGGGAACUACCGGGGCCGAACCACCCUGCAGGAGGAUGGACCCAGUGACGCCUCACUCAUCAUCCGGAAUGUCACUCUUCAGGAUUACGGGCGCUAUGAGUGUGAGGUGACCAACGAACUGGAAGAUGAUGCUGGAAUGGUGAAGCUCGACCUGGAAGGGGUGAUCUUCCCCUACCAUCCUCGCUUGGGGCGCUACACUCUGAAUUUCCACGAAGCGCAGAAGGCUUGCCUGGAGCAGGAUGGGAUCCUGGCUUCCUACGACCAGCUGCACGAAGCCUGGCUGGAAGGGCUGGACUGGUGCAAUGCUGGGUGGCUGGAAGACGGCUCUGUCCAAUACCCCAUCUCCAAGGCCAGGGAUGAAUGUGGACGCAAAGACACCCCAGUCGGAGUGAGGAAUUAUGGCUACCGGCACAAAGACCGGGAACGUUACGACGCCUUCUGUUUUACUUCCAAUCUGAACGGCAAAGUCUUUUUCCUCAAAACCUACCGCAAACUGAGCUUCCCUGAAGCCGUCCAAGCCUGCAAGAGGAACGGAGCCAUGGUGGCCAAGGUUGGCCAGCUCUAUGCUGCCUGGAAGAUCCAGCUCCUGGACAAAUGUGAGGCCGGCUGGGUUGGGGAUGGAAGUAUUCGCUACCCCAUUGUCAACCCCCGGGCUCGCUGUGGGGGCCGGGAACCUGGUGUUCGCAACCUGGGCUUCCCCGACAAAAAAUACAAACUCUUUGGGGUCUAUUGCUACAAAGAGGCUGGCAGCGAGAGAUCCCAGAAAAAAGAGAAGGAUGCUCCAGGGAAGUGGAACCCUUUCCAUGUGUAA